GUGAAAAGGCCGUGUAGAAAUUCCGUCCAAACUCCGACCUACUGUCAUCCAUAGAUGUUUACAUAUGUCCGCCUAAGCUAUGGAUGUCAAGCUGAAUGAAGUGCCUCACCGUCGUCAAAUAUGCAUGUGUCUUUUCUGUGGCUUACCUGCUGCAGGAAAGACGACUAUUGUGAAGGCACUUUCGAACCACACAACGCUGAUGGGUUGGAGGACGUGGUCGUUGCUUUACGAUGACUUGAUACCGCAGGAGGCUUUUAAUGAAGUCUGUAUGGAAACUAAGAGUCAGCCACAUCAAACGCAAACCAAAUGGAAACACCACAGACAAGCCAUUCUGUCCUGGCUGGCAAAGUUUUUGCAGAAUCCUUCACAAGACCCCAGUUCCUGCGGGAGUGACCAUGACGUAGUGCAUCAGCGAUGUAUGGCAUUGCAGAAGCAGCAUUUACCAACAACAUUGCAGGCUUCUUCACAUUCCCAGAAAAAAAUACUCUUUCUGCUCGAUGACAAUUUCUACUAUCAGAGCAUGAGAUUCGAAGUCUACCAGCUUGCAAGAAAGUAUGGUGUUGGGUUCUGUCAAGUUUAUCUUCAAUGUCCAACAGAACUGUGUGUCAGUCGGAACAGAACCAGGGCAGUACCAUUGUCUGAAGAAGUCAUACUGGAUAUGGUUAAACGCAUGGAACCACCAAAUCCUUUGAAGAAUUCAUGGGAACAAAACAGUUUAACACUUUCCAGCUGUGAAGAGUUUACAAAUCAUGAUCUUCAGAGCCUGACCACAUUGAUUUCUUCUGCCUUUGACAAUCCUUUGAGUCCUUUCCAAAAUGAUACUGAAAAGAGGGAGAUAGAUCGACAGAGCUGUGCUAAUAGUGUGGUACACCAAGCUGAUCAGGCCUGCAGGCGCUUAGUGUCCCAGGCCAUGCUGACUGCUAGAGAAAAGAGCAUCUCUUCAGAAAACCUGUCAUCAUUAGCCAAGGAAUUAAACAAGUCUAAGGCCAGAGUGCUCCAAGACCUGCGAAAGAAUGUUCACUGUAGCCCCUUUAUCAGUCCUGAUGACUCAAUAGAUAUUGAGAGAGCUGUGGGUCAUGCAGUGAUCUUAUUUCAUAGAGAGCUGGAAAAAAUCAUGUCAGCUGUGCAGCAAGUGAGAGAAUGAAAGGAGUCUGCUGUGAAGAAGUGCCGAUGGUGUGGGACAUUUGUCAUUACUGCUUUGAUGAUUUGUUGAAAUCAUCAAAUGUGAAAUUCAAUUCUCUCAAGAAAGACACUCAUGGCUACACUGCAAUGAAUUCUACUUAUUCUGUAUGUUUGUGGAUGUGCAUUUUUUACAGUUGACUCUGUAUUGAAUUUAUCCCGACCAUAUUGCUUGGCCAUUUUUUUUUUUUCAACUCAAAUCUGUAUAAAAUCCCAUAGAACCGCCUCCAAUGCAACUAAAUGAGCUUUAGGCCGAAGAUGUCUGAGCGUGGCUGGUGAUGACCUAUUGACUUAUGUGCGUUCAAUGGACGGGGCUUAUCAAUAUUUGUUUUGCCUACUAGAAUCCUGCAUAUUGUCAAUCUAUAUGGCAUUCAAUCUAUAUUUCAGUGUAUCAUUCAAUAAAUCUUUCAACCCUUCA
Alosa sapidissima (American shad) is the source of this 1597-nucleotide messenger RNA. Its product is annotated as L-seryl-tRNA(Sec) kinase-like. The transcript has 6 exons. Gene Ontology annotation, molecular function: tRNA binding; kinase activity. NCBI's taxonomy places the organism in Eukaryota, Metazoa, Chordata, Actinopteri, Clupeiformes, Clupeidae. The coding region runs from base 80 to 1144 and encodes 354 amino acids. The record is from RefSeq and is a predicted model, not a curated record.